Messenger RNA from Paralichthys olivaceus (Japanese flounder), 1464 nucleotides. It is a transcript of the gene nudcd2, whose product is annotated as NudC domain containing 2. Gene Ontology annotation, biological process: protein folding. The record is from RefSeq and is a predicted model, not a curated record. Gene Ontology annotation, cellular component: cytoplasm. Lineage: Eukaryota; Metazoa; Chordata; Actinopteri; Pleuronectiformes; Paralichthyidae.
CCGGAAAUGAAACCCAUUGAAAGAAGAAGAGGUUUCGAGAACUAGAGGGGCAAAACAAGCGAAUCACAUUUUGAGCUUUUCCAUGUGAAUUAGUUUGUUUUCAUGUUUUCCAGUUUCAUAUUCAACUCAACCAACAGAACCAAACUGUUCUUCGUGUCGUCAUGUUCCGUCGUCUCGUGAAGACUGACCGCAGCAAACUGUUAGCAUAACUUCUCUGCUAGCCGGGCACAGCUAACCGACCUGUCAGCCGACCCGUCAGCCGGAGUGGAGCAGCAGCAUGUCGGUGCACUUCGACGAGAGAAGCGGCGUCGUCCCCUGCAAGACCCACUGGGGCUCCUGGUACCAGACCAUGGAGGAGGUGUUCAUCGAGGUCCAUGUGCCGCAAGGGACCACGGCCAAAGAGGUCAAGUGCCGCCUGGGAUCCAGAGACAUCGAGCUGCAAGUGAAAGGAGAGGAGAUAUUCAAGGGAAAGUUGUUUGGCAUAACCAUGUCUGAUGAGGCAACAUGGACACUAGAGGACAAGUGUCUCAUCCGCAUCAUUCUGAUGAAGACCAACAGAGAGGCGGGGAACUGCUGGUCCUCUCUGCUGGAGGGGGAGUACUGUGCAAACGCCUGGGUGCAGGACCAGAUGCAGAGAAAGCUCACACUGGAGAGGUUCCAGCGGGAGAAUCCUGGAUUCGACUUCAGCGGUGCAGAGAUCUCUGGGAAUUUUGCUGGCGGUGGUCCCGACUUUUCCAAUUUACAGAAGUGACCCUCACUUUGAUGUCAGAAACAUUUCACACUCAGUGAACACUAUAGGACAUCCAUGACAGUGGAUCCAUCAGACUGUCAAGUCCAAGAAGCCGGACGUUUUGCUUCUACUGCUGCUACUAUCACAUCGAGCUGUCAACAAGACAAAAAAAGAUUUUUCUUCUGCCUCUUUCGCAGCAAAGAACUGAGUUUUUUUGGCAAGUUGCAAUGUGUAUGUGGUACAACAGCUGAUUGAAAAUGUUGGAUCUGUUUGUAAAAAGCCUUUGAGAAUGAUAAUCUUUCGAUAAUGAAACAAACUCAUGCAGCAAUAGCUUUUCAAUAAAGUUUUAUUGAAAGGUACAAGGACAUUGGUUAACCAGAUGUUGUAUUCGAUAAGCAAUUUUGAAUUUGAGAACACGUUUUAUUUUUCUCACUAAAAGAAUCUUAUACUAAACAGUGAAACUGGCAAAGAAAAGUCAAUACGAAUUCCAAUCCACAUUACCACUGCAACAACCAAUUUUUUUUAGUGUUCUCUGUAUAAUCGACAACUGAAAUCAUCAAUACACAUGUGUCUGUGUCCACAAAUUAAGAAUCGGUGAAAACAACUAAUCUGUAACCUCUGCUGACAUUCUUCUUCGGCUCAAAUUGUACUUUUAGCCAUAUGUGACAGGAUUGUCACUAGCCUCAAUUCACUGGAGAAAACCAGAGUUCCCCUCGCUGUGUGAACAUAAAAAA